This is a messenger RNA of Labeo rohita (rohu), 3024 nucleotides long. RefSeq names its product anosmin-1 (gene anos1). The record is from RefSeq and is a predicted model, not a curated record. The transcript has 14 exons. Gene Ontology annotation, biological process: neuron differentiation. NCBI's taxonomy places the organism in Eukaryota, Metazoa, Chordata, Actinopteri, Cypriniformes, Cyprinidae. Gene Ontology annotation, molecular function: peptidase inhibitor activity; protein binding. The coding region runs from base 32 to 2014 and encodes 660 amino acids. Gene Ontology annotation, cellular component: extracellular region; cell surface.
UCACUGCAGCAGCAGACGAUCAGGCUUCGCGAUGCUCGCGUUAACGCUGUGGAUUAUUGCGCUGCUGUGGAGCGCCGCGCGCGCGGACGCGAGGAAACCCGACGAGUUCUUCAGCGGGAGCGUUUACCGCGCGAGGUGCGCGUCGCGGUGCCUCAGCCUGCACAUCACACGCAUUUCUGCCGCUUUCAAGCAUUUCCAGAGCAAUGGAUCGUUGGUUUGGUGUCAGAAUCACAAGCAGUGCUCAAAGUGUCUGGAGCCUUGCAGGGCAUCAUGGGACCUGAAGGAGAACCAGUGUCAGGACUUGUGUGAGACUCAGUUCCCCAAGAAGCAUUACGAGUGUCUGACGAGCUGCGAGUUCCUGCGCUCCGUUCAGACGCUGAAGCCGGGCGACUGUCCCGCGCCGGAACGAGCCAGCGGAUUCGCCGCCGCCUGCGUGGAGAGCUGCGAAACGGACGACGAGUGCACGGCGCUGAAGAAAUGCUGUCCGAACGGAUGCGGACACACCUGCCAGAUCCCAAAAAACCCUUAUAAAGGAUCUCCUCUGAAGCCGCGUAAGGAGCUGUUGUUUGUGGAGCAGGCGUCAGGACAGCUGGAGGUUCGCUGGUCGUCCCGUUUUAACGUCUCCGUGGAGCCGGUGCUUUACGUGCUGCAGCGCCGCUGGAACUUCGGCAUCCAUCCCAGCGAAGACGACGCUACGGAGUGGCAGGACAUCGCACAGGUUGCCGAAGAGCGUGUGCUGCUGAGCGACGUGCGGCCGAGCAGGUGGUAUCAGUUCCGCGUGGCGGCGGUGAACGUUCACGGCACUCGCGGCUUUACGGCUCCCAGCAAACACUUCCGCUCGUCCAGAGACCCGUCUCCUCCUCCGGCCCCGUCCGGACUGAGAGCGACCAACAUCACGACGGGCCCAGACGGUCUGCUGACGGUCCGGAUCAACUGGACUCUUUCGGCAGAGCCCGACAUCCCCGUCCACCACUACAAAAUCUACUGGAGCUGGACGGUCCCGGGAAAAUCAGCGGUGCCGUCCCGGAGGAAGAGGAGGAAGACCAGCGACGGGGCCAGGAGCUCAGUGGAUCUGGAAGGUCUUCAGGUCAACAGCAGCUACACGGUGGAGGUCCAGGCCGUCUCAUACUGGGGUCAGAUUCGACUCAAGAGCAACAAAGCCUCCAUCCAGCUCAACACACAACUCAACAACCAGACGAAGGCCGUAUCUAAGCUGAGGAGGCUGGAGGUUCCUGAUCUGGGUUUGGUGUCGAUGAAACGAGCCGCCGGCGCUCUGGAGGUCGGCACACCGUAUUACCAGGACGGACAACUGCAGGUCCGCAUCUACUGGAAGAAGAGAGGAGAUGCCGUGUUGACGCGUUAUCACGUUCAGUGGAUGCCCGAAUACUGCAGCCACAACCAGAGCGGAGCGCCGCACAAAUCACUCACUCAGGAGAACUUCAUCAAUCUCCCGGCUCUGCUGUUCUCCUGUAAGUACAGGGUCACCGUUCACACGCUCGACGCCAAACGACGCUCCAAAGACGAGAGCGUGAGUUUCCUGACGCCGUCCUGCGCGACCCUCAGGAGCAAGAGCGUCAAACCCAUCGCCUGUCCCGGAGACACAACGCCGACGAAGGUGUUGGUGAAGCCUGAGAAUCUGACGGCGACCUUCAGCUUCCACGACGGCAACGUGACGGCCCGUUUCCUCUGGCGGGUGACUCGUGUGCAGCCGCAGCAGCCCGUCACGGGUUUCCAGGUCACUUGGGCGGAGGUUUCCAGCGCGAGUCGCCCCAACAGCCUUCCCAACAGCAUCAUUUCCCAGUCUCAGAUCCUGCCACCUGAUCAUAACCUUCUGGUCGUGUCCAACCUCCGGCCGGCCACUUUCUACAGGUUAGAGGUUCAGGUCAUCACCACAGCAGGGGAAGGACCUGCGACAAAGAAGAUCUUCCAGACGCCCGACCGGCCGCCGCUUCAGCAAAAAACUCAUCUUCAUCAUCAGCAGCAGUAUCAGAAGUCUUCAGCGGAGAAACACUGAAACAAUCAGAAGAUGCAACACGACGUGCAGCUAAUCGCAGCUUUCGACAGACGCGAAACCGCAGAUAUUCAGCGUCCGCUCUGAACGCCUCUCUCAAGCACUACGGUUUUCAUUGCAACAACUUUGAUGAAUAAAUCACCCCAAACUCUCGAGCGACAGCAAUGUUUUAUGUGUGAAUUUACAAUAUUUCAGGGUCAAAGAGGCAGAACAUGGCGCUUUGGUCAUACUAUAUGAAAUCGUGUUAUAGUUUAAUGAAAGAAUGGGCGAUUCAUCUGUGGAGAAACUGCAGUUCAUCAGUUUUAAAUCAAAGAACAUUCAGCAUUAACUGAGAGCAUGUCAAACCUUCACUUACUCAUUAUUUGUUUGCUCUCAAGUCAUUGCAAAAGCACAUGCUGUUGUUUUUAUGAAUUUUAGUGCAGCUCUUUUCCAUUUAAGAGCAAAUCGUUCUUUCGUAAAAGCGUUGUAAGCCUAAAUAGAUCAUAGAAUUUGUUGAAACCAAUGUUUUUGACAAUCUACUUAGGCUUGUGAUGAUUUUAGGAAAUGCUCAUAACGUAAAACAACAUGUGUGAUUAAAUAAUUUCAUUUUUUGGAUAAACUGUUUGUUUAAUUUGGCGUAAACAAUUCAUCUUUGUUGCCUUUUCUUAAUAUGUUAGCAAUAUUGCAUUAAAGAUUAACAGAGAGUGUUUUGUUUAUUAAUGAUUACAUACGCUGUUUUCCGACAAAAUGAUGUAAACUGUAUAUGUUCUCGGCUGUAGAGAUAUUUGUUGUGGCAGUCAGUGAAUGUUGAUGUUGAUAUUUAUUUAUGUGUGUAUUGCAACGCUUCCUUUGUAUGUGAGUGUGUGUGUUUUUUCCAUGUAUUAGCAAGGCAUUGUUUUUUUUGUUAAAGGCAACUUCUUGUAAAGACAUAAUGUAAAAAAAAUGAAUUGUACAUAUAGUCAUAUGUUCCGUUAUUUCCCUGGAUAGAACCUGUACAUACUUUUAGGUAAUAAAAUAAUCACUCUACUCCUUUA